Botrytis fragariae is the source of this 1341-nucleotide messenger RNA. RefSeq lists its product as uncharacterized. The transcript is spliced from 4 exons. The coding region runs from base 1 to 1341 and encodes 446 amino acids. NCBI's taxonomy places the organism in Eukaryota, Fungi, Ascomycota, Leotiomycetes, Helotiales, Sclerotiniaceae. The record is from RefSeq and is a predicted model, not a curated record.
AUGAGCGAUAUCGACAAAUUAGAUUCCUCUAUCAGGAGGAAGAUACUUCCGAUCGAAAGAGAGUUCGGCAACAACUUAAUCUACGAUGGUUACGGGAUGAAGUCAAACAGCCAUACCUUUGAUUCUAACCUCGAAAUACGACUUCCAUCUGCUGAUGGGGGUGGAACGCGCCCAGAAGGCCUUAAAAGAACCGGAACAAUCUACGAAAUGAUAGAUAGAUUGCGAAAAGAUGGACACAAACCAAUGGUGCCAAAGCUGAUUGCAUUGGAAACGGCAAUGCGGGAUGAUUACCAGACACAAUAUAUUGCAACGAGAGAAGAAUUAGAAGAGGAAAAACGGAAGGCAAAAUUCGAACAUGAGAACAAAUGGAAUAACGAAUUGGACGAUCCUGGGAAAGCUCGCCAAAACCCUGAGAAGUUCUUGGGCGAAAAGUUCCCGGCAUACCUAGAUUCCAAACGAGAAAAAUGCCCAGCAGCCAAUGUUCGAAAAGCUGCUCUAUCACUCGGUCUCAUAUACGAAUCAUCAGAAGUUUCAAAAUUCGACGAACCACCACUCCAAAGAGACCUUUCCUCGCUCAUCCAUAUAGCCAUAGGCAGAACUGGACCUGCUGUCACGAAUGAAAUUGAAGAGAUACAUCAGAUCCGAGGUAAAGCAAUGCAAAAAGCUCGAGAAGCUAUGAAAAAUGCUCGAGAUAUUAUUAGCGAAGCCCAUGAUGAUGUAAUCCGCGCAUCAGACGACAAAGCCUGGGACGUCACUGGAGAUUGGCAUGUAUCUUGCUUGGAGAUGGAAAGGAGAUGGCCCACUCCUCUCACGCUUAAGAUUUAUAGUCAAGAAUCUGAUGGUCAAUGCCAACUGUCUGGCGAGUUCGAUUUCGGUGGGGUAUCGGGUCUGUUCCGUUUUGAGCAACAGUUUCCAACUAUUGAGAUAAAUUCGGCUAGACUAGCUCAUCCGAAUGUCAAGCGAGGAAAUAUCACUUUCACGAAAGCCGAGAAAGAGAAGAAAGGCGUUAAUGAGGAUGAAGAUGACGACAGCGAUAAUAAUAUUGAAUAUAGAAGAACCACGACUAAACGUCUUUGGUGCAAAUCUACGGCGGAAGCCUUCUCAUUUCCCUCGACGGAAAAGCCCUCUCUCCACAAUCCAACACAGCGAGGUGUCCCAGGUCAAUAUCUUUGUUCGAUUACGUUCGGUGAACCGUUAGGUACAACUCUAACUGGCACCUUCGGAGGCGACCUUUACAGGACUUGGAAGGAGGAUAUGGCGUUCACGGGUGUUAAGGUUGGUGUUGGAGGUACUCCUAUCGAUAUCGAAAAGGAAUGGCGUGAUGGACAAAACAUAAUAUAA